AAAAAUAUAAGUAAAGAAAAGUAUAUAUUAUAUAUACGUAUGAAUGAAAGUAAUUUAUAAUAAUCAUCUAUUAUUGUAUGACAUAAAAAUUUAAAUGUUUCGUAAAAUAUCAUCUGAAUUGUACGUAAACAAACGUUCUUAUGAUUAUUUAUUAUAUUUAAAAAUGUCAACUGUUAAUAAUAUAACAAUGAUAAAUGAGGAAAAAACUCAUAUUCAAGAAAGUAAAAAACGUUCAUUGCAUAGUGAAGAACUAUCAGCAAUUCAUAAUGAUGACAAUGAAGAUGUAAAAAAAAAACUUGUAAAAUUUGAACGUAUAAAAAAAAAAAAUUAUGCUUUAAUGCUUGGUUAUUUGGGCAAAAACUAUUAUGGCAUGCAAAGAAACCCUCAGAUGAAAACCAUCGAAGAAGAUUUAAUAAAUGCAAUGCUUAAGGCAAAGCUCAUUGAUGAAGAGGCUUUUGCAACAAUUCAAAAUACAAAUUUUCAACGAGCUGCAAGAACUGAUAAAGGUGUUUCGGCUAAUCGACAAAUUUGUUCAGUAAAACUACCUGAAUAUGCAACUAAAGAGAAUAUAAAUGCAUUUCUUCCAAAACAAAUUCGUGUAUUUGGAUUAAAAAGAGUUACAAAAGGAUUUAAUAGUAAAUCGAAUUGCAAUGCAAGAACAUAUACAUAUACACUGCCAACUUAUGCACUUGCACCAGAAGAUACAUCAAAUAUUGCGAGUAAUGAUUCAGAUGAAGAAUAUGAAAAAAGAAUAGAACAACUUCAUAUAAUUAACGGGAAGCCUUUCCAUGAAUAUCGCGUAACUCCGGAAGUUAUAGAAAGAUUAAAUUCAAUUUUGAAAUUAUAUGAAGGAACACAUAAUUUUCAUAAUUUUACUUGUAAAGUACGACCUUUUGAUCCAAGAGCAAUGCGUUAUAUGAUAAAAUGUCAUUGUGAUACUACGUAUGUUUCACAAAAUAUGGAAUUUGCAAAAAUCCUCAUCAAAGGGCAAAGUUUUAUGUUACAUCAAAUUAGGAAAAUGAUUGCAUUAGCAAUUGGUAUUGUGAGAAAUUUAACUACAGAAGAUAAAAUUCACGAAGCAUUUACACAUAAUAAACUUGAUAUUCCAAUAGCUCCUGGAUUAGGAUUGGUUCUUGAUCAUGUUCAUUAUGAUAAUUACGAUCGACGGUAUGGGUCAGAUGGAAUACAUGAAAAAUUAUUAUGGGAUGAGUGUGAAGAAGAAGUACAACGUUUUCACAAAGAAUUUAUUUCCCGACAUAUUGAAGAAACCGAAAUUAAUGAAAAGUCAAUGUUGAUGUGGCUUGGUGAAUUAUCACGCAUAAAAUUUGCUCAAAAACUUGAUAUACCCAAAAUAUCAUCAAUAGGAUCAACUGCGAUGGUUGAAGAAGAAGAUGAAGAUAAUGAAAGAGAAGAAGAACAGGAAGAAAAUGAACAUAAAAAAGUGAUGCAAUAGUAUUGAAUUGGAACUCGUUGUUUUUUUAUAAAUUUCUCGUAACAAUAAUGAUAAAAUGAAAUAAAAAAAAAUUGAAACUAA
Molecule: messenger RNA, 1534 nt
Organism: Chelonus insularis
Lineage: Eukaryota; Metazoa; Arthropoda; Insecta; Hymenoptera; Braconidae
Gene: Pus1
Product: Pseudouridine synthase 1
Exons: 6
Coding region: 95-1453 (452 amino acids)
Biological process (GO): mRNA pseudouridine synthesis; tRNA pseudouridine synthesis
Cellular component (GO): nucleus
Molecular function (GO): pseudouridine synthase activity; RNA binding
Source: RefSeq, a predicted model, not a curated record